Drosophila obscura is the source of this 1441-nucleotide messenger RNA. RefSeq lists its product as uncharacterized. Gene Ontology annotation, cellular component: extracellular region. The coding region runs from base 284 to 1366 and encodes 360 amino acids. The record is from RefSeq and is a predicted model, not a curated record. The transcript has a single exon. Lineage: Eukaryota; Metazoa; Arthropoda; Insecta; Diptera; Drosophilidae.
AAUCAAUAAGCAAGCGCAUCUUUGAUAAGAUUCAUGAAUUACCAAUUAAUUAUAGGUUUCUAUAACUCGACGAAUCGAAUCACCUAAGGCAGGUGGCUCAAUUCCCUUUACAACACAUAAUGUUGACCAAACGACGAUGGCCAACAUAAAAAGCUUGAAUGUAAACAGCGAAUGAACCAUUUUGUUAGUAACCAUUAAUGCAGGUCGCUGAUAUUCAUUUUUUUCAGCGACAUAUGAAACCAAUUGCUGAUCUAAGCGAUUUGAUGGACUUCUUUGAAAUCUUAUGUACAUCAGCAAACCACACACUUCCAGCUCAGUUUUAUUCAGUCUGCAUUUAAAGAUGGUCACACAGAUAGUUCCCUUCGUUUUGCUGGUUCUUGCUCAGGCGACUCCAAGUGCAGCGUGGAUGUUAACAAAGGCUGGCUUUAACGAAUCCAGUUACAGUGUGCGACACCUGUCGAUGCAUUAUUCGAGAGUAUUUCUCAGUGUCACCGUAAAAGGGAACGAUUCCCCGACACUCAUCGAGGCCCAGUGGCCAGUGUCGCACUUUCCAAUGCCAACCGUGAUAUUUCCCCACCGGGAUGUACAUGCGAAUGGAGCUCAUUCCGAUUGUACUUUGCUGCAGCAAGCGCAUUGGUCGCAGGUGGACAGCCUCAGUCGCCUGUGGGUUUUGGAUAUCGGCUGGCCGGGCAGCAGGUGUUCGCCCAGGUUGUUUGUCUUUGAUUUGAUACGCAACAAUGCAGAGCUCCUGAGAAUUGACUGCGGUCAGCACUUCAACGACACCCAAAGUUUGGUUGUAAAAUUGGGACCCAAGGUAAAGAGCUGCAAAUUUGAACGACACAUAUACUUCAUCCUGGGGAAAGACCCGCAUAUUCUGGCCUACGACAUUCUGGAACAGACCUGGAAAAGUCGUUUUUUGAAGAGUUACAAGUACGAGAGCAUGCAGCAAUCAUUCGCCAUCAGGCCAAUUGACUUUACUUUUGGUCUGCAGGGCGAAUUAAUUGUUGUGGAUCAAGAUGGCGGGCUCUAUAGCUCCGUGGACGGUCUGCAAUGGGAAGAGAACUCUGCAUUAUCCUCCACUUCUGUAACAAAACACAAAGAACUUACCCGUCUGGGCACCCUUUUGGGCAAGGGUCGCAGCAUGAUCAUGGACAGCUUGGGAACCUUGUUCUAUGUUAUACCCAAGUUUGGAGCGGUUGUGCGGUGUGUCCAGCUGGCUAACAUCACGGCCGAAGGCAACGAAAUCAUCUAUCUGACGUCGAGAAACAUACAACAAAUAUUUUUUGGCAACAAAAACAACGACGUGUGGGUACUAAGUGACCGUGUUUUGAAGACGCAAGAUAUGUGUUUUCCUGGAAUGUUGUAAAGCGAUAUAUUUUAUCUUUUAUUUACAAUAAUUAAAUAUGUCAACAAAAAUUACAGCAAAAACAAAACUGUAAAA